Monascus purpureus is the source of this 1692-nucleotide messenger RNA. The record is from the annotation of a GenBank genome assembly. NCBI's taxonomy places the organism in Eukaryota, Fungi, Ascomycota, Eurotiomycetes, Eurotiales, Aspergillaceae.
AUGGCGGCCAGAGCACCAAUGUUACCUCCGGCCAACGAGACGGAGCAUUCCUCCAGCAGGAUUACUCGCGAAGGGAAGCGGAUCACGUAUAAGUUGACCGUCAUGCAGCAACCAGAGCGCGCAAGAGCCUGCGGUGCUGGUGCUAAGUCAUCCGCCGACCGUCGUCCAGUCGAUCCACCGCCCGUUGUGGAACUACGUGUUCUCGAAUCCGAUCCGAACGACGAUGCGCGCAAGACAGAUGUAACUUUCGCGUUCAAUGCCAACUUCUUUCUGUAUGCUACGCUGGAGACCGCUUGCCCUAUCGCGCCCGGCAGAACCUCGGGGAUCCCUACAUGUCCCGUGUUGACUGGUGUUCCUGUGGCCGGUGUCGCAUAUCUGGAUCGCCCGUCCCAGGCUGGUUAUUUCAUCUUCCCCGAUCUGUCCGUUCGCCGCGAGGGUCGAUAUCGACUGAGCUUCCAUCUGUACGAGGAGACCAAGGACCCGAAAGAUGCCGAUAAAGAUUCUCUGCCGCCACAAACCUCGUUCUCGUGCACCAAGUCAUCCAAACCACAGCCUCCGCAGACGUACUUGAAUUUCCGCCUCGAUGUAAAGUCGAAACCGUUCACCGUCUAUAGUGCUAAGAAGUUUCCUGGGCUGGCCACCAGUACCUCGCUGAGCCGCAUUAUUGCAGAGCAAGGAUGCCGUGUUCGGAUCAGGCGCGAUGUCCGCAUGAGACGGCGCGGCGAUAACAAGCCAGCAGCUGACGAUUACGAAUAUGAGGAAGAACGGCUGUAUGGUCGAACCAGCAGAUACACCACCCCCGAUACGUAUGCUGCGACUCCAAUUGAACGCCCUCGGUCGACAAGCAAUGGCCCUGUCGAGCAUCCGUUCCCAUAUCCCGUUGACGCUUCACGCCGACCAUCCAUCCCCGAAUAUGGUUACCAUUGCCAGCAGCCCUAUCGACGACAUGCGCCUCCUGUACCGUCUGGCCCACCACCUCCCGUGUCCCAUGCUCAGCAGUCACACCUUAGCUUUGGUUCCGCACCGCCUCCAUACCCGGGUCCCCAGCUAGCACCGGCUCCUCCAUCUGCUGCACCUCAGAUCUCAUACCCGUCGCACCCAUCGUAUAUGCACUCAAGGAACGAUCCAAACGGGUCCGAAUUCGAUUCCGCUUCGGUUGCCUAUCCAUUCGCGUCCCGUCCUCAGGAGUCACCAAGUUACCCGAAAACUGCUCUACCUCCCCUCCUCCUAGAGCCUCCGAAGCCAAUGCAGGUGCAACCCUUCGGUGAGCGGCGCUCUUCCGAUCCAAACGCCUACCAGUCCGCACUCCCGUCACCCGCUUCUCGUUCUCAGACACCCAUAAACAUGAUGCCAUCCCUUCCGCCUCUCAAGACCCUGGCUACCGAUUACCCCGUUAGCCAAACGCAGCCGAUGACCAGCAUCCCCCAGAGUCCCAUUUACGACAUGACUCCGACCAAACGGCCGCUGUACGAUCCGGAGUCGGUCUUGUCUAAGCGUUCCCACACCGAAUUCUUUGGUCAUGAUGAAGAAGUUCUCAAGAAUGGCAUGCGUCCCAGUGGAACAACGUACCCUAGUGUGCGCCAGAAGCAAUCAGGGGCCUGCUACCCGCCCUGGUACAAGGAUACUCGUUCGGAAAUGGAAUACAAACGAGCAAACGGGAAAAUAGCGAUGAAAAUCCACCCAAAUCCAUAG